AGUUAUAUAUAGAGAGCACAGCGCAGCGAUGAAACAUAUUUUUGCAUUAAUACUAUUCAUCGCAGUAUGCCGCGCAAAGAGCUCGAUAUAUUUUCCGGACGAGUGGGAAAAAAUCAAAAUCGAUGCGCUGCGCGGUGUACCGAUGCACGUUCCUCCUUAUAAAUAUGCAACGGAAAAUUUCAUAAAGCCUCAAAGGAGCAGCCUCCAUGAAAAAUUGAAACUUUAUUCAUUUUUUCCGCCUCAGUGGGAAGAGCAGACUUUCGGGCUGAUCUCGAGAGCGAUAGCGAAUUUUAGCCUGAAUCUGGACCGAGCCAUCGAGGAGUCGAACUCGAGCAACGACGAGAACAUCGUGUUUUCGCCGCUGGCCCUGUCGGCGACUCUGUCCCUCGUGCUGCUGGCCUCGAACGGCGAGACCUUCAACGAGCUGGCCAAGAUCUUAGGCUUCGAGAUCAUUCACGACGUCUAUCACGACUCCGAGCUGGUGCACAAGAUCGUCGGCUUGGCCAAUCAGGAGAUGAUCGAAGGACUGGCGGACGAUCCGGACGGGCCGAAAGCUCGACUGAGUCUCGGGCUCUUUCUCAAAGUAAGCAAAGUUAUCGUCAUACAAAUUAUGAACUCCCCGUCUAAUUCCGGCUAUAAAUACUUUUCCCCACACCAGAGCGGCUAUCUGAUACGCGACGAGUUCCAAUCCAUAAGCAGGGAAUUCUAUCGCGGCGACGUGGUGAAUCUGGAUUUCGAGCACCACAGCCGGGAGGCCCAGCAGGUCAUCAACAAUUGGGUUUACGAGAAGAGCGAGGGCAAAAUCGAGAGCAUACUGGACGAGGUCCCGAGCCCGCUGACCAAGGCGAUCAUAGCGUCGGUGCUGUAUUUCAAUGGCGAGUGGGAUCAACACUUCAUCGACGGAAUCACUCAAAAAGUCGAGUUCAAAAUCGAUGAAAAUCGUACGGUCUGGGUGGACAUGAUGUACAACGACGGCCGAUUUCCGUUCUACAACGAUCCCAAGCUAAAGGUCAAGAUCAUCGGCUUUCCGUACAAAAAUAAUCAGGUAAGCAUGUACGCGAUUCUGCCGGACGAGCCGGGCGCAGCCGCGCUGAGGAAUCUUAAGCGCCGUAUGAACGCCGCGGAUCUCGAGGAGCUCAUCGGCAAGAUGCAGAACAGAAGCUGCCUCGUGGCCUUUCCGCGCAUGAAUCUGUCGAGCGACCUGAACCUCGAGCGGGCCCUCAAGCGCAUGGGCCUCGAGUCGCUGUUCGACCCGGCCACGGCCGAUCUGGGCAUGCUGUCCCAGGGCAAUCCUCUCGGCGGCGACGACGUCCGAGCCUCGCGAUACGAGUCGCCCUUCGAGCAGGACCACUGCCUGGCGCGCCGACUGGACCCGAGCCUCGUGGCGUAUCUGCGCUCGAAUCUGCCCGCAGUCAGGCUGGACGAGCUGAGGCGCGCGGCGGACCUCGUGAAUCCCGGCCUGUUCGCCGACAGUCUGCUGCACCGGGUCAGGAUGCGGGUGAACGAGGAGGGCACCGAGGCCGCCGCCGCAACCGCCAUCGAGUUCAUCGACAAGAUACUGCCGGACGAGCGCUUCAAGGCCGACCGGCCGUUCCUGCUGGCGAUCAGGCACGCCCCGACCAAGAGUCUCUUGUUCUGGGCGACCGUCAACAAGCCUACGCCGUUUUAUACCCAGCCGCCGCCCAAAUUAUGAUUACUUUUUAUCCGCUGUACACACCAUUUUCCACCUCCUCCUCAUUUUUGCAAAGACUUUAUAAAAAUUAGUGCAUAGCUCGUCGAUUGUCGAACGAAUUAUAAUUAAAGUACUCAUAAAAGUGUGACUAAUUUGUUGACUUUUUCAUUCGUGCGUAUUAAGGCAAACGAUCGCUCGAGUUACCAUGAAUUUUGAAAAUUAAAAGCCCAAAUCCUUUCUUGGGAUCAUCCGGUGCAGCGGCUUUAAAAACGUUUUGAGCGAUCGCGUGCACUGCAUCGUG
This is a messenger RNA of Trichogramma pretiosum, 1973 nucleotides long. RefSeq names its product serine protease inhibitor 28Dc-like. Gene Ontology annotation, molecular function: serine-type endopeptidase inhibitor activity. The coding region runs from base 29 to 1693 and encodes 554 amino acids. The transcript has 4 exons. The record is from RefSeq and is a predicted model, not a curated record. NCBI's taxonomy places the organism in Eukaryota, Metazoa, Arthropoda, Insecta, Hymenoptera, Trichogrammatidae.